Messenger RNA from Xyrichtys novacula (pearly razorfish), 3072 nucleotides. The record is from the annotation of a GenBank genome assembly. NCBI's taxonomy places the organism in Eukaryota, Metazoa, Chordata, Actinopteri, Labriformes, Labridae.
AUGACGACUUCGCUGGUUCUGCAUCCACGCUGGGCGGACACCUUGAUGUACGUUUAUGAAAAAAGCCCGAAUGAAAACAACCAGAAUAAAAGCCAAACAAUGGAGGGACUAAGCGGUAAUUGCCCUGCGACCCACUGCAGGGACCUGAUGUCGCACCCCGCACUGGGACGACAUUCUGGCACCAUAGCGACCCACCAGGGCUCCGUCUACUCGGAUAUUUCCUCUCCGGACACCGGCCGGCAGUGUCCAGCUCCUCAAACUUCAUCCAGCGCGUCUUUGAGCUACGGUUAUCCCUUUGGAAACCCUUAUUACGGCUGUAGAUUAUCCCACUCGCACAACGUGAACUUGCAGCAGAAACCCUGCUCGUACCAUCCCGCAGAGAAAUAUGCCGAGCCCAGCACAGCGCUGCCCACGGAAGAACUGUCUACUAGGGCCAAAGAGUUUGCCUUCUACCCGAGUUUCGCCAGCUCAUAUCAGGCUGUUCCAGGAUAUCUCGACGUGUCCGUGGUGCCCGGUAUCAGUGCCCAUCCUGAACCGCGGCACGACGCCCUGAUCCCCAUGGAGGGCUACCAGCACUGGGCUCUCUCCAAUGGCUGGGAUGGGCAGGUGUACUGCUCCAAGGAGCAAACACAGUCCACUCAUCUGUGGAAAUCACCUUUUCCAGGUAAUAAUAUUUGAUUUGAUUUUUGCCCUGUCUUUAGCAUGCUGGAAUUUAUGUGUUUGUGCAGCAGCUUGUAGGCGUUUAAUACCUGUGUCAUCACAUUAAGAAAGCUAUUUAAAUGUAGCCAGAUAUUUUUACUCUGCUUGAAUGUUACUGCUUAGUCCAUGAAUUUUAUAGUGCUAAAGUGCCAAAUAUCAGUUUACAUAGAAGUGCAGGGAAACUAAACAGUGACCCCAUGACAGUAAUCCUAGAUGUCUCUCAUUCUCCUUAAACACAGAUAUAGAUGUUUUUGUUUGACAUGAAAUAAAUCAACCUAUAGUUUGCAUGUGCCUAAAAAAUUACAGAUUUGUGUGUUUGAGGAUUUGUUUGAAAUGUUCAUGACGGGGUGAAUUUGUUUUUUUUUUCUUUGUAGUCAUAUGAUCAUAUAAGGUCACUGUCAGAGACGUAAAAUAGAAAAGAACUGCAGAGCAUACCUUUGCCCCCUGUUUUGACAAUACAGUGACUAAGCUAGCCUUCAGUGUUUAGAUUCUCCCAAUAAAUCUGUGCGCCCUACUAUCUGUUCACAGGUUUUUCCAUACAGUUCAUACAGCAUACAGACCUCAGCACCAUGAUAAACAAACACCCUCAACCACUGAUUACUUCACCUUAUUAUCCAAGCUUGACAUUUGCUUCACACACUAGCAUACACCAUGCAGGAUAAUCUGAUAAUAGAGGCUGGGGCCCGGACAGAAUGCGCUUUACAGAGUGUUUACUGGACUGGCCCUGUUACCGCGAGGCUCUAUUAUCUUUGUGAGAUCUUUAGGUAUUUUGAUCUUACAUAGGGGGGUGUCCCCGACUGGACAUCUCACCCACCAGCACGUCCUCUCUCAGAACGUAUGCUGAAAAUACACAAGAGUCAAGCCACGCAAGCACGGGCGCGCUGUCAUUUGCGCGUGCACAUGCACAAAACACAAGCGCGCGCUGUCCAUGUCUAUAUGUGUCGGUUUACAUAGAAAAUUACCUACAUAGAAAUUCAUUCACUUCAACAGACGCACAAAAACCAUCAUAUUUAAGAAUGUGGCUUAAAUUUGGAAGAGUGGCGUCCACUCAGGUUUGAAUGCACAUUUAUAAAGAUGAUAUCAAGGAGGUAACGUUUCAAUAUCCUCUUCCCCAAAUUACAAACAACUGUAGUCUUACACCCACAGCCCUGCUGUUAAAAUAACAUAGUGGUAAAAACCUCAGUGUCUCACUGCUUGCCACAUUUUCUCAUGGUAUUGCCAUACUUGUCCUGUCAUGUCUCUCAUUGGCUCCAUGGGUGCAAUCCCUGAACUCUGCUAAAUGAGUAAAGCUUACCCUGCUCAUACGUCUUAAACCUUCACUAAUAAAUGAUUUGAUUACACGUAAUUGAAAAAAACGUGAAUUUGUGAGGAAAAUUUAGUGCGGUGUUUUGAAAUUGUGAACCAAUUUGCGCAACUUGUGAUUUCUCAUAGCCCCACAGUUUUCACGUCGAGUUGCUAUAAUGUGAUUGAACUUUUCCUAUACUGUGUACGUGUACUGAAUUAAGUGUUUCACUCAGAGUAGACAUGUAUAGUUUUAGGCAGACUUAAUCUGAGGUUAAAACACGACGAAGACCCAAUCAGACGUGUUUGUUUCGUAGAUAUUUCCGACCAGCGGAUAUUGACAUAGAGUAUAGAGAAAAAACACUGAUCACUUGCCAGUGAAAACAGUGCACUAUUGUUGCAGCUGCGACUUGACAUUGAAAGUCCAUUCACAGAACGAGCCUUUGUUUUGUUUUGGCCACCUUGCAAAACAAGCGGAGCAAAUAUUCGUGACAUAGUGGAAACUGUGGACAGUCGAUGUAAUUAUUGCGUCCCUGUACGUCAGGUGCAGCACACCUGAGAUCCUGACUGCAACUAAUUUUUGUCGUGACACCCCCCAUAUCCUCCAUUACUACACACACACACACACACACACACACACACACACACACACACACACACACACACACACACACACACACACACACACACACACAAAUCAGAAAAUUGUUGACCUCGUUUUGGAAAUAGAAAAAAAAAGUCGUGCACAGAUUUUGCGAGAUAAAGACAUGAAUCAUCUCUGUGUUUUUACGCAUCGCCUAACACUUUUGCCCACAUAUUCCUUUUCCUCUCCCAGAUGUCGUGCCACUGCAGCCUGAAGUCAGCAGCUACCGUCGAGGGCGUAAAAAGCGCGUCCCUUACACCAAGAUCCAGCUGAAGGAGCUGGAGAAAGAAUAUGCUGCCAGCAAGUUCAUCACCAAAGACAAGAGAAGGCGCAUCUCGGCCGCCACCAACCUCUCAGAGCGCCAAGUCACCAUCUGGUUCCAAAACCGACGGGUCAAGGAGAAGAAAUUUGUCAGUAAAUCCAAAGGCAAUCACAUGCACACCACUUGA